CGAUGAUGUCCAGAUGGAUCUUUUGGAGCAGGAAGCUUGUGAACUGCAGUCUGCAGUGAGACCUCUAGUGUUUUUCUUCUUCCACAUCCUGGCAGAGUUCCUGUAAAGUAUAAACACACACAGAGCUUCUAUUGUUUGCAGCCCUUCACGAGCCCCACUGAUCCUAAUAUGGAAUUCAGCAGGAAACCCAUGAUUUCCUGACAUGUAGCAAACUGGAGAAAAUAAAGAGAUUGCAUGAAAUAAAAAGAACAAGAGACCGAGUCCCUCCAUCAAAUUGUUCCAGUUUCCACUUUCUCUUUGGAAAUGCAAUGGAAAAUGGAAUGGAUUUAGCACGAAUCCCUGAUUUUUCAGGCCAGACCGGAGCAGAGAAACAGACAUUCAGCUCCUCAGAUUGCUGCUAUUUUUAAGCCGUGUGAAAUACCACAAUCCCUGUAUCCAAGAUGAAGAUUUCCUGACUUGAACUAACGACACGCGUGUCGAUUGUCUAUUUAUUCCCUCACAUGGUUCUCUGAGGCUUGAAAAGAUCAAGUGUGCAAAAUGAAGUUAUGAUUUCAUGUUUGUCUACCAUGCAGCAACAACAAUAGCAACGAAAAAACUCAUCGAAGAAGAAACCUGCCAUCAACAACUGCAAUCCUCCUUUGGGCUCUGUGUUCUUUUGUGUGUGAUUGCAAAAGCUGGAAGGAAAAAAGAAAAGCAGGAACAACCAGGAUGAGUGGCAAAGAGGAAGAGCCCAGCUAUUCGGAUGGUAGCGUAAAGAAGAUGCUCAAGUGUGUCGUGGUUGGUGAUGGAGCUGUUGGCAAGACCUGUCUGCUGAUGAGUUAUGCCAACGAUGCAUUUCCAGAAGAAUAUGUACCAACAGUGUUUGACCACUAUGCAGUUACUGUGACAGUUGGAGGCAGACAACAUUUGCUUGGACUUUAUGACACUGCAGGACAGGAGGACUACAAUCAACUAAGACCCCUCUCAUACCCCAACACAGAUGUGUUUUUGAUCUGUUUCUCUGUGGUAAACCCUGCCUCUUACCACAAUGUCCAAGAGGAAUGGGUGCCAGAAUUGAAAGUCUGCAUGCCACAUGUGCCUUAUGUUCUAAUAGGAACACAGAUCGACCUUCGAGAUGACCCCAAAACCUUGGCUCGGUUACUAUAUAUGAAAGAGAAGCCCCUGACUUAUGAACAUGGCAUCAAAUUGGCUAAAGAGAUUGGAGCCCAGUGCUACUUAGAGUGCUCAGCUUUGACCCAGAAAGGCCUGAAAGCAGUCUUUGAUGAAGCAAUCCUCACAAUCUUCAGCCCCAAGAGAAAGAAGAAACUCUGUGCCAAGUGUUGCAGCUGCUGUUCAGUUCUAUGAUGCCUGGAGAUCAGUGGACCAGUGCUGCCAGUUAGAAGUCCAAACCUGCACAGAGGGACAUGACCAGAAAAAAAGCUACUUUAUAAAGUGGUUCCUCCUAAUCUGUGAUUCCUCUCAAAUGCAACUUUGUAGACUUUUCAUGCCUUGCUCAUUUUUUCUAAUCCCUGUGCAUCUGUGUAUACAAGUUCAUGUCGAGAUAACUUCCCCCUGUUUAGCCAGCAGAUAAGGGGGGGGGGGGAUUAAAGAAAUUCUUGAUGUAGUCAGUAUCCAUAAUGCACUUGGAAGGAAAAAAGUAUCUAAGGAUCCUAAUCCUACAACAGAGCCAAGAAGAACCAGAUUUGUUAUUAGCAACCCACAGCAAGAAAUUAGUAAAUUCCAGUAUGAAUAUGCAAUCAUGAUUGAACUUGAAGGACACAAAAUGGUAUUUAGACGUUUUUUAGGAGCUGACCAUGUUAAUACAUGUAGAAGACCCGGGUCAAUUCAAUCUUUCCAAACUGAACGCAAACCAAUGCUUUUGAAAUAGAUGGCAUUGAAUUCAAAGUCAUUCAUGUACUAUAUUUGUCUUCUGUUUAUAAACUAAGCAUAAUCCAAAGAAAUACUGUCAGGAUGAAUUGUCAGGUUGCCACUGAAUGUAUGGGAAUCCUUUUCUUCCUAAACGAAAUCUGAAGCCCUCAAGCUGUGUAUUUUUCAAAAUCAUUUGGAAAUGGUAAUUACCAUUACCAUGAGGGGUCAGAUGGGGUGCAGAGAAGAAUGUGCAUAUGUCCUACCCACAAAUCUAGUCCUCUUUUCCCAGAAUUUAUUUUUUAUUCCAGCAUAUGCAGCCCACAAAAAUUCCUAACUGCUCUUUCAACAGUAUAGAUGCUCUCAACUCAAGUUCAGUUCCUGAUUACUAAUUUUCUUGACAAGAUGGGAGUGGUUGGCCAUUGUUUUUUUCUGAGAUGCUUUUUAAAAAAAAAUUCCUAGGGUAGUUUAUAGGCCUGGUAUUAUUCCUUGGUGGUCUUCCAUCCAAGUAUUGACUAAGCAUGUACCUGUUUAGCUUCUGAGCCCAGACAAGUUAGGACAGGUGAGGUCACCUGCUGGAGAUGCUAUUUGCACAAUCCAAGAUCAAAAGGCAGCUUGAGGACAGAAUACAAAAAAAUCCUGAGACAGUCAGUACAUGCAUCUCAUACACAUGGAUGUGUA
This is a messenger RNA of Python bivittatus (Burmese python), 2526 nucleotides long. RefSeq names its product ras homolog family member J (gene RHOJ). The record is from RefSeq and is a predicted model, not a curated record. NCBI's taxonomy places the organism in Eukaryota, Metazoa, Chordata, Lepidosauria, Squamata, Pythonidae. Gene Ontology annotation, biological process: small GTPase-mediated signal transduction. Gene Ontology annotation, molecular function: GTP binding; GTPase activity.